CACUACCUUAUCCCAUGGAUUCAGAGCAAGGUGGACACCUUGGGGCCGAGCUGGGUCUGCUGGGAGCGUGUACACAGGAGGCCUCUCCAGAAAUCUAGUCAGCAGGGAGAGGGGAGGAAGAGGACGGCUGCCCCUCCUCUCGGAGGGAGCUGGUAGUGCUAAAACCUGGGACGCGGCCAGCACUCUGCCUGCAGCCAUGACCCCUCAGCCCGCCAUCCUCCUGGGCCUCGGGCUGUGCUUGGGCCAGCUGAUCCACCAGCUGUCAGGGGCCUGGUCCAAGCCAUCCAUCUCCGCCGAGCCGGGGCUGACCAUCCCCCUGGGGCAGAACAUGACCUUUGUGUGCCGGAGUCCUGAAACGUUCAGCCUCUUCCGCCUGCAGAAAGAGGGAAUCAAGGUGAAGGAUGAGAAGAACACUUCACUCAACCAGACCGAGAUGCGGUUCCCCAUGGGCCCAGUGGAGGCCAGCAUGGCCGGGCGGUACAGCUGUGUCUACCUUACUUCACAUGUCUGGUCUGACUACAGUGAAGCGCUGGAGCUGGUGGUAGCCCCGGAGGAGGUCACCCAGGCCUCCGACCCCGACUCGGCUGUGCCCUCAGGGUCCCCAAGCAGCAAAGGUGAAGGAUGGAAACCGCAGGAGAGGCCCGGCCGCCCUCAGCGCUUCGUAUUCUCUGCCUGCAGGCUCAGCAGGAACAUGGAGGACUUAGAGACGACACCAGACAACGCCAAGGUUGACAGGCUUGCUGGGAAGGACGCACAGGUGGAUCCGACUGUCCUGGCAGCAGGCAGUGGCCAGGAUGUGACCUACGCUCAGCUGGACCAGCGGGCACUCAUGCAGAGGGCGGCCCCGCCCAUGGAACCCUCAGCCGAAUCCAGCACGUAUGCGACCCUUGCUGGAUGCUGACCCUGUGCCCACAAGGUUCAUGUGUCUGAGGCCGCUGAGGUGGCCCAUGUGGGCAGGCGUGUGGAGGCGGACGUCAGCAAGACGCGCCUCGGAGGCUCCCUGACCAGGCACCUCAGUCUGCUGCUGCUCGGCUGCUUCCGGAGGCCCAGGUGUCACUGCCUGGCUGCUACAAGGACCCUGCUGGGGCUCAGGGGACUCUGGGCAGUGCUGCCUUCUCCUGGCUACCCUCAGAGC
Messenger RNA from Ochotona princeps (American pika), 1135 nucleotides. RefSeq names its product leukocyte-associated immunoglobulin-like receptor 2. The record is from RefSeq and is a predicted model, not a curated record. Lineage: Eukaryota; Metazoa; Chordata; Mammalia; Lagomorpha; Ochotonidae. The coding region runs from base 197 to 901 and encodes 234 amino acids. The transcript is spliced from 7 exons.